Messenger RNA from Phytomonas sp. Hart1, 1024 nucleotides. The record is from the annotation of a GenBank genome assembly. Lineage: Eukaryota; Euglenozoa; Kinetoplastea; Trypanosomatida; Trypanosomatidae.
GAGUUGCUUUUCCGGGUGUCGGAAGGAGACUUGAAGAACAACCAAAGGAAAAAAAAGUGUGUAAAUAGAAACGUUUUAAGUAUUAGUUACGCACUCAUACAUAUAUUCAAAGCAAUACGUUGAGGUGGCAGGGCAAAUGGGAUGAGGAGGACGAUUCGGUAUUUUUUCUUAGAUUAUCUUCCAAAAGGAGCUCAUGCGAAUAUUAACGAAUGGACCAACCCGUCUGAAGUUACUGCCGAGUUUCGUCGCACAGAAGCCGCCGCUGUUCUUUCAGAUAAGGAAAAAGAAAAUCGUGGCUUUUUUUACCUUCCUUGUUUAGAUUAUGAUACGGGAGUUGGUAUACCUCCUUUGAUGUCGAGGGCGCAGUUUGAUAUUCAGUAUGAUUUUUUUCAUAGAGAUGCCGUCAAACGCCUUAACACCCACACACUGGGUGAUGAAUUGGAGGGACACCCGUUAGAGGUGGUGAUCCGGAAUACGGCCUUUGAUGCCGCAAGGGCUGUCAUCCACAUCGCGGCAUCCGAGCACUUUAACUACUGUUUUUGGUAUCGUUCGCUCAGGCCGUGGGGAACUAAAAUCCCCUUGCGAAUAAAGGAGCGGCUUCGACUGCAGUACGGUUACAAAGCUGCUCUAGACCCCAUCGCGGAGGUGAAGCGCCUCUUCACAGUAACUGCACUUUCACAUCAGAGGCUUUGCGGGUGGAUUUACCUGGUGUGGACGGGCAAAAGCUUUGAUGUAGUGGAGUUCGAUCACGGGAUGUGCCCUAUUGGGAGUAAUCUAACUCCUUUAAUGGCUCUUAAUUUGCACGAAUCGGCUCUCUGCAUCGACUACAAUGUGCAGGAUAACUCCACAGACGCGGUAGAACGGUACGUGAAUAACUUUUUCAAGACCUGCAAUUGGCUCGUCGCAAACCGAUACUUUUCUAUGGCUAUUGGUGAAAGUGAUAAUUAGGAAUUUUGCUAAAAGAAAGUACCAUCAGGAACAAAAAUGAGAAAGAGAUUAUUUUUUCGUGACUCCCAAAGCUCUU